Messenger RNA from Symbiodinium pilosum, 3051 nucleotides. The record is from the annotation of a GenBank genome assembly. Lineage: Eukaryota; Dinophyceae; Suessiales; Symbiodiniaceae.
AUGUGGCGACCGUCAUUCUCCAGAGAGUAUGACUCAACGCCAGUGGAGGCGGCUUCCGGGUCUGUGGUCAUGGAGCCAAAGUGUGAUACAAAUCUUAGCAGCUGGGAAUUCAAAGCUUGCCAGCUGCUGUCGCGACAGGCUUUCCGUUAUUGGAAAGUUGAGAUCCUGGUCAACGCGCUCUCUGCCAUGAAGGCUCCUGUGGAUCUUGUUUGCGUUCGCUGCCCUUCAGACGUGCGACAUAGGGCUGGCUACUCUCCCAGGCACAACCGAAUUUGGAUGUGUGCCAAUCGAUUCUGGAACCCUUUCGAGUUCAGAAGAGUCCUGGUUCACGAGUUGACGCACGCUUUUGACUUCGCUCGCGCGAAGGUGGACACGGGCAGCUGUGUCCACAUGGCCUGCACAGAAGUGCGUGCAUGGAAUCUCAGCGGCGAGUGCGACCUCUGGCCAAACUCCUUCAAAUAUUUAGGGGAGGACAUGAUCAACCGCAAGCAGCAGUGUGUGCGCGACGGUGCCUUAGCGUCCCUCCUUGAGAACGAGCGCUGUCAGGACAGUGCCGUGGCACGGGCAGCUCUUCACGAGGCUUGGGACCAGUGCUGGAAAGACUACUGGCCCUUCACUACGCAGCCUGAUCCUGUUCCCAUGCCUGCAACCAUGGUCAUGGAGAAGCAGUUCUGGUCCUUCUUCUCCACCUAUGCGAUGAAUAAGUUCAAGUUUGCCAUGCAACAAGGUUCUUGCCAGGUGCCGACCGGGGAGGGCAGUUGCCUCAGAAUAGCAGUGACUGCUGUCGAGUGCGCUGCGGAAUGCGAGAAGCGUGGAGAUUGCAUUGCCUUCGACAGACCAAAUGUAUACGGCAAAGCUGGGUGCUGCUUGUACAGCGGCAAUUCAGUUACUUCAGACGGAAAGGGCGGCAAUAAGGCAUGUUUCGUGCUGCAAUCACCAGCGGAAGUGAGCGCAAAGUCGGGCGGCGACCAGUUCGGUGAGGUUUGGAGAGAGCCUGCAGUUUCCAGCACCAUGCAUCUGGAUACUUCGGACCACGGGGCUGCUGCGAAGGCAGUGAUGGACCUUUGUAUGCCGUGGUCACACUGCAGUUUCCGGAUCUACUCGUGCCAGGGCCAGCCUCUCUAUGCUUUGCACGCACGCAUGAUGCAAAGCUUGGAGAACCCGCUGCUCAGUAUUUGGGCGUAUGAGGUGCGUAAUGGCACUGGUCACUAUCUCGGCCGAACAUCGGAGUUACAAAGUGGAUACCAUCCCAUCAAACUCUUCGACGAGAAAAACCGCAAUGUUGUGACCCUCUCAACUAUUUGGACGUCCUUCUCAGCAAUUUACUCGGGCACAUGGUACAUCAACAAUCAGUUUCCAGCUGAGCCCAUCGAGAGAAAUCUCAUGGCAGAUGCACGAUUGGUCACCUUCCUAGCUGCGCAUCAGUUUGCAGCACAGGGUUGGUUUGGUCCAUUCUGGUCGGUGGUGGUCUGGGUAAGCCUGCUUUGUGCAGUCUACCUUGCCGUCCGAAUGUGGAGGACGGCAGACUCCCGCAAAUCUGAGCAGCUUCUCGUCGAGGCCAAAGAGAUGCUUGGCUGUGGCAAGGAGGAGUCUUCCUCCGAGGAGGAACAGCAAGCCUGCUUCGGCAGACUUGGACACGCGCUGGCGGCAGUCACCGAUGCUUCGCUAGACGCGUGGGGCGCUUUGGGCAGUAUGGUGCCAGAGCAGAAGGAGUUUGGAGCAGAGACCAACGCUUAUCUGGAAUCGUAUGAGGUCUACGAUUUGUUUGCGCAUCUCCUUCGACAGGUAUUAGUCGAGAGGCCAGAGAACCCGCUUAAGUUUCUGCAGGAGUGUCUGAAAGAUCAGUCGAAGUUGAGCGUUUGCGUGAUGGGGCCGCCCGGAGUGAAUCGCUCCAAGUAUUGUCAACAGCUUGCUGCAGACUUCAAGGUCAAGCACAUUCAUGUUGGCAAGUUACUCAGGGCCAAAAAGGAGUUGAAGGACAUUAUUGAUGCUGGCGAGCUGGUCUCUGACGAUGUCGUUGUUGACAUCGUGAAGGAGGAGCUGAGAAAAGCCAAGCAUACUGGAUGGGUCCUGGACGGCUUUCCUCGGACGAAGGUGCAGGCCCAGUCCCUGGCGGCUGCAAGCAAGGAGCUAGGAACCAGCUUGGACAGCGUCUUGCUAUUGGAAAGCAGCGAGGACCUUGCCAGGCAAAACUUUGCGGCGAAGGUCGACGCGCCCGACCCAGCAGUGAAGCAAGAGGUGGCUGAAAUGCGCUUGCAGCAGUACAAGCGUCACGUGCUGACUAUCAGCGAGUUCUUCAAGAACUCCGUGCGUCGCGUUGAGAUCCACGGAGGGGAAGAUGAGCAGAAGAGCGUCUAUGCUACCAUCAGCUCCAACGUACAGUACCGGGCGUAUUCCAACGCGCCCCUGCGAAUGCAACGAGUGUGCAUUUUGGGGCCGUGUGGCUCCGGCAGGACAAUGCAAUGCCAGCUGCUUGCCAAGCGGCUCGGUGUGGUUCACGUAGAUUUGGCAGCGCUCCUCCGUGAGAAGCAGGAGGCGGAGGGCCAAGAGGUGGACGAAGUGCCACCUGAAUACCUCAGCGACGAGGAAGCAUGUGCCCUGAUUGGUGCGCGGUUGCGCAAAACCGAUUGUGUACGCAAGGGCUGGGUGCUUGAUGGCUUCCCGAAGACGCGAGCACAGGCCGAGUUCCUGAGGCAAGCUCACCUGUGGCCAUCGCGCAUCGUACAGCUUCAAGUGGCAGACGCCGUUGUGGAAACUCGCGUAUCAUCACGACGCCUAGAUCCCGUGACUGGCACAGCUUACUACUCGAAUCCGAAUAGCGUUGCUGUUCGGCAGCGUCUAAUCCGUUGCCAGCAUGACGAGGGUGAGAAGGUGAAGGAGCGUGUGAACAUGUUCUUGGACAACGUGCCGCAGGUUUGCGAGUCCUGGAAGCGAGUGUUUACGACAGUCCUUGCCGAUGGCCAGCCGGAUGAUGUGGCGUCAGGUGUGUAUGAAAAAGUCUCCAAUCCUCUGCCGUCCGAGCUAGCACAGGAUCCGAACAGCGGUCUGUAA